Daldinia decipiens is the source of this 2405-nucleotide messenger RNA. Its product is annotated as putative cellobiose dehydrogenase. The record is from RefSeq and is a predicted model, not a curated record. The transcript is spliced from 2 exons. Gene Ontology annotation, molecular function: oxidoreductase activity, acting on CH-OH group of donors; flavin adenine dinucleotide binding. Lineage: Eukaryota; Fungi; Ascomycota; Sordariomycetes; Xylariales; Hypoxylaceae. The coding region runs from base 550 to 2265 and encodes 571 amino acids.
AAAAGAGUCCAGGGACUUUAGGAGCUGAUAGGUUAGGUAAGGUAAAUUGCUUUGCUGAUCAUGGUCAAAUUUAUCGAUGUCGACAAGCGGCAAGGCGUCUGGAUUCGAACCGAUCAAUCCGAAGAGAAGAAUUGCGGCUACCUACAUACCUGAAAUGCUUGUUAGUUCUAAAAUUAUUCACAGGCUUUGGCACUACGGAGUGAAUGUUAUUGGCGGUGCUUGUUGCGCUUGACUCUUUUCGACGUAGUGGGAUCGGAAAUGCUGAAUACGGUGCUUAUUAGCACUGCCAGAACACGAGCUGUUGAGGCCAUACACACAGUAUGCCUGUAAAAUAACGGAUACGUGGGUUCGUGAUGGACAAGGAUCUCCCUUCCAAGACCCGGUAAUAGAAUGACAGGGGAUCAGAUAGAAUAGGCUAUCAAUGCAGCACGGUAAGUCUCUUUGUUAUGACAUAUUUUAUAGAUAUAUCAUGGCAUUAAUAUCCGACAAUUUUCUUUGUCCCCCUCCACCCUUAGCUUGUGUGGUGACCCGAACCCGACGUACGCCAGGAUGAAGUCUUUCUCGACCUUGGCAAUAAUUGCCGGCUUCCUUAGCGAACCCGUCUUUGGCGCACCUUCAUUUGCAAGACGGCAAAACUCAACUAGUUGGGCUUCUCAGGAAUGGGAUGCCAUCGUCGUCGGUGCUGGAACAGCUGGGAUCAUCGUGGCUGAUAGGCUGAGUGAAGCUGGGAAGAAGACUCUUCUGGUAGAGCUUGGUGGUGCUUCGUACGGAGUUACGGGAAGCACAGAAAGGCCGGCAUGGCUCGACGGGACAUCGCUAAGCCGCGUUGAUGUGCCUGGAUUAUACAAGAGUAUCUUCAAUGGAAACACAGAUAUCUUGUGUCCUCCAGGUAUCGUAAAUUCUUUCCAGGCAUGCACCAUUGGUGGGAACAGUGCUAUUAAUGCCGGUCUGUACUUCCAACCUCCAGCUUCUGACUGGGAUGAUUAUCAUCCAGAGGGGUGGAAGAGCGCCGACGUCGAGGAUGCGACACAAAGACUACUGGACACGCAAGCUUCGAUAACAAGCUACUCGACAGACGGCAAGUUCUACAUGCAAACUGGAUAUGAGGCAGCAAAGAAAUGGCUCGUUGAUGGAGCUGGGCUGUCCGAGGUGGUGUUCAACGAAACCCCAGAUAAUAAGGACAUGGUCUUCGGGCGGCCAUCCUACAACUACAUUGAUGGUCAACGAGGUGGUCCAACCAGGACAUACUUGCAAAAUGCCCUGAAGAGAAGCAACUUCCACCUCCAGACGGGUGUUCACGUUAAACACAUCAACCAUAUCAACGGCAUAGCUUCUGGGGUUACUGCCGAAGUUGAUGGAUCACUAUUAGAAAUCAAUCUUUCGUCCCGCGGUCGAGUGAUUCUGAGCGGAGGCGCUAUUGCUUCCCCAGGUCUCCUGAUGCAUUCUGGAAUUGGUCCUCUCGAAACACUCAUGAACAUGACCGCAUCUGGGUUCCUACCUCUCAACUCCACGAGUUGGGUCCCUAACCCAUCAGUCGGCGAGGGUCUUUUCGAUAACCCCAACACCUUCAUCGAACUCGCCGGACCAGAAAUCGAGUCGUACGUUCACGACUACAACAACCCCAUCCCUGCGGAUAGAGAUCUUUACCUGUCGUCACGCAGCGGUCCCUACGCUUCUGCGUCUCAGACCUCUGCUUUCUGGGCAUACGUGCCCAAUCCCGACGGCACCAAGACCGGAGUCCAAGGUACAAUCGACUCAUCCGGUCACGGGGAAUUUGUGAGCAAUAAGACCAUCACGCUCAACAUCUAUGGUACCUCGGGUCUAUAUUCGGCGGGACGUGUUAUCUUGUCGGACGAUGGGAAGUUCAUACCAGGUCCCAGCUCCGAUGUAUACUACAGCGACCCUCGUGACAGCGAGAACAUUGCAAAGUUCAUCCACACCAUCUUCCAAGCUCUGCCAUCCUCGACCCCAGACUCGCCGGCUACCGAUGGCCUCACGCCGCUUAACAUUCCUCAGAACUCGACCCAAGAGGAGAUCCGCACGUAUAUUACCACGUGGUCUGACUACGCAGUCGGCUCUGUCCAGCAUUGGUCUAGCUCGUGCAGGAUUGGGAAGUGUGUAGAUGCGGACACGAAGGUCAUUGGCACCGACAACAUCUACGUCGUCGACGCGUCCAUCCUCUCUCCGCUGACUGUCAACCCGCAAUUCGGCGUGAUGGUUGCGGGAGAGAAGGGUGCGGAAAGGAUAUUGGAAACCUGGUAUUAGGCUGGUGUGGGCAGCUCUUGUUUAGAUAUAUGGCUUCAUGCAUCGGGCGGCGUUCAUCUUAUACCAUAAUAGUACAUAAUAGUAGACAGGGCGUAUGAUUACGUUUUAUAAUGAUAUAUUGAUUGCAUGCAUCAUCAUCG